AUGGAAUUGGGUUUUACCUUGGUAUAUGUCGUUACUAUGAUCGUCGCUUUGCAAGGAAACAUUUUGCUGAUAUACAUCGUCUGGAGGAAACGUGAGACAAGAACUUUGACUAGUUUCUUGUUUGUCAAUAUGGCGAUUGCCGAUUUACUAAUUGCAGUAUUUCAGAUGCCCUUCUCCAUGGCGCACUUCUACGUCUCUGAAUUCACUGGUGCGGUCGGGAAUCUAUUCUGCCGAUUUGUUAUGUAUCUUGUGAAUGUGUCCAUGACAGCCUCGAUCUUCAGCCUUGUCGUGAUGGCAUUCGAUCGAUAUUUUGCCGUCAUACACCCUUUGAGGCGAAUGAUUUGGUUCCGAAGAGCCAAAAUUAUUCUACCAGUCAUUUGGAUCGCAUCCUGGACCUUAAUGGCCGUCACACCAUUUUCUUACAUGGCCGAGAAUAGCCUUGGAAAAUGCUUUUAUACAGACGAACAUAUCCCGCGGGUGCCCUUUUGGACUUACCUACUGCUCAUCAACUACAUCAUGCCUCUUGCCAUCAUCUCUGCCCUGUACAUCGUAAUUGCGCGAAAGAUAUGGUUCCACGAAAUUCCUGGUCAACUUGAAUCUUCCAGACUCCAGCCAGAUGAACAGAUUCCAAGGAAAAAAGUUGUUCGAACGCUCAUUAUUGUUGUGGUGGUUUUUGCGGUCUGCUGGUUUCCCAUACAAGUGCUUCAAAUGAACUUUGCAGUGACAGCUGGAAUGACUUGGCACCCCAUUGCUAUCUACUCUAUCCAUUGGCUUGGUCAAGCUAACAGUGCCAUAAACCCCUGGCUGUACGUCGGUCUUAAUGGCAAAAUGAAUGCAGCUUUCAAAAGAAUGAUCCGAUGCCACGGGCAGGGUAAUACUUUGUUACACAGACCAUCUACCGCGACUUUACGUUCAAAUACAGCCGUUACCACAGUAUGA
Pocillopora meandrina is the source of this 939-nucleotide messenger RNA. The record is from the annotation of a GenBank genome assembly. Lineage: Eukaryota; Metazoa; Cnidaria; Anthozoa; Scleractinia; Pocilloporidae.